This is a messenger RNA of Phycodurus eques (leafy seadragon), 6969 nucleotides long. RefSeq names its product RAS protein activator like 3 (gene rasal3). Bases 111 to 3488 code for a protein of 1125 amino acids. Gene Ontology annotation, biological process: regulation of GTPase activity. Lineage: Eukaryota; Metazoa; Chordata; Actinopteri; Syngnathiformes; Syngnathidae. The transcript is spliced from 20 exons. The record is from RefSeq and is a predicted model, not a curated record.
AUGAAAGAUGCAGAGAGAACCAGCGGGUAUUCAUCUCACUCUUUGUACAUGAAUACAUCCAACCUGAAGCCUGGACAAGAACUAAUAUCAAUAACAGCCUGAUAGUUAAAAUGGGCACUGAGGAAAAAGAAGUGGAGCCUGUAGCUCAUCCACCUCCAAAAGAACAAGGAUCACCAGAGAAGAAGAAGAAGAAUCCUCCUGCAGAACAUCUCCAGGGACAAACAGCCAAGUCUGGUGACCCUCUCGACACAUACAAAUGGCAAACUGGCUCAGAGGAAUCACUUCAUACUGUGACUGCAGUUGGAGCUGCCUCUGCAGCAUCUACAACUGAAAGGAUUCAAAGGGGCACCAAAUGGAGCAAGAUGCAAUUGUGGCGUAAGACCCUGAGCGAGGACGACAAAACAACCAAAAUGAACUCAACGGGAAAGAAUCCUUUCAGAAGGGCCCUGUCUUUGCCUCCUCCGUCGCUUUUUGCCACCCUUACCCACUCCUCCAGCUCUGCCGGUACGCCACAAGAAGAACCGUCAUCAUCUUCUGCUGCAGGAGCCACUGUGGAACCUGAGAAAGGAGGAGGGGAGGCUCGCUUCAAAAAGUAUUGGAGGUCUGUGUCGCAGAAGCUCAAAAGGCCCAGACUGUACAGUCGGAACAGCACCCCUGCAUUGUUACCAGGUGCGCAAGAAGCUGUGUCCACAGAACUCCAGAAACACCAGUGGUCGCAACCCCAGGCGCUUCCCUUAUGGAACAUUAGCAACUGUGUUCUUCAAGAUGGACAGAUUCUCAUCUGCCCCGAGGAAGAACCAACAUUGUGGACCCGAAACCGUGUUAACAGCUGCCUGUCUAACCUCAGCAUGCAGAAUCUUGUGGACAUCGACACAGAAUGUAGUCCUGACCACGUGGGCCCUCGACCCAAGAAAGAAGAUGGCGGCGUGCGAGCACUGAUUAAGCGACGUCUUGAGAACAAGGCCAAGAGAACUAGCAACACUCAACUGAACCACAUCGGACUAAACAAAGGUGGCAGGCACUAUGGAUCUAAGGAGUCUGUAUCCAUUCCUGUGAGUCCAGUUGGAAGUCUGGAUCUAAAUGCAGAUGCCAGUACCGUGAUCAGGCCAGUGCACAGCUCCAUUUUAGGGGAGAAGUACUGUUUUGAGGUCAUAAACUCUGAGAACACACACUGCUUUGGCUGCUCCUCAGCUGCAGAGCGUGAUCGUUGGAUUGAAGACCUGAGAAGGGCUGCCCAGCCUAAUAAGGAUAACAUUGAGCGCACAGAGAACUCUCUAAAUCUGUGGGUAAAGGAAGCAAAGGAUCUGCCACCCAAACAACGUUAUUACUGUGAGGUACACUUGGAUGGGACUCUGUUUGCCCGUACCACCACUCGCCCUGUUGGAAAGGUGUCCAGUGGCUCCACCCUGCCCGGGGAAAGCGCUAAUGGCUCUUCACGAUACCUGGGCGGCAGCGGAGGUGUUCCUGGGGGAUGUCAGUUAUUCUGGGGAGAGUUCUUUGAACUUGACAAUCUUCCCUGCAUCUCCCAAAUCACCUUGCACCUCUUCCGUGAAGAAGACCCCAAGAAAAAGCGUCAUUCCCGAGAUGAGGUCAGUCUGCAUCCACUGGGUAGUGUGAAUAUAAACUUGGCUGAUAUCCGAGGGAGGACCUAUCAGGAGAAGUGGUAUCCCAUCAUUCCUUCCAAGCUGUCAGGCAUAGGGUGCACCAAAGAGCAUCUGGGGCCACAGGCUUCUCUCCGCAUCAAGGCCCGUUUCCAGAACCUACAGGUUCUACCUAUGGAAAAAUACAAGGAGUUUGCUGAGUAUGUAACUGUGAAUUAUGUGGAAAUGUGCACAAGCUUGGAGCCACUCUUGAAUGUGAAAGAAAAGGAGGAGCUCGCCGGGGCUCUUGUACAUGUGCUGCAGAGUAUCGGCAAAGCAAAGGAGUUUCUUGUUGAUUUGGGCGUCGCCGAGAUUGAGCGUCUCGGAGACAAGGAGGCGCUUAUCUUCAGAGAGAACACACUUGCCACUAAAGCCAUAGAUGAAUAUAUGAAGCUGGUUGGACAAAAAUAUCUCAUCGACACACUAGGGGACUUUAUCAUAUGUCUCUAUGGAAUGGGGAACAACUGUGAAGUUGACCCCCGCAAAUGUCAUGCCUCUGAACUACCAAACAACCAGAGGCACUUGAGGGAAAUGUGUGACCAGGUGGUGCGGAAAAUUAUUGACCCCCACAAACACUUUCCCGAAGAGCUGAACAAGAUUUUCUCAAGCUGGGCGGAGCUGUGUGAAGACCAAGGAAGACCAGAGAUUGGUCAACGUCUCAUCUCUGCUUCCCUCUUCCUUCGCUUCUUGUGUCCCGCUGUCCUCAGUCCGUCUCUUUUUGGUUUGACGCAACCAUACCCAGAGCCAAACACCCUGCGCACACUCACCUUAACUGCCAAAGUCAUCCAAAACUUGGCAAACUUCACUCUGUUUGGAGAGAAGGAGGAGUACAUGCUGUUUAUGAAUGAAUUCUUACAGCAGCAUUGGGACGGAAUGAGGGGGUUUCUCAAAACGGUAUCCAAUCCAUACACUGAGGUCCCAAUGAGCUCUUUUGAUGGCUAUGUGGAUCUACCUCUGCGACUGGCCGUGCUGCAUGGCCUGCUGGUGGACAUCAUUCAUCUGAGGGACCAGGAAACAAUUGAGAAAUUGCACCCUCUGCCUAUGAUUCUGAACCAGAUAACAGAGUCACUGGGCCCUGAGAUACGUCAGAUCACAAUUAACAACCCAAGGAAACAAGCUAAGCCAAAGUAUGUUCCUCCAAAAGACUUGGGCAAAUUCAGCCCUCAUCAAUCGUCCCUCCAGCAGCUUCCUCAGGAAUCCAGGAACCUAAGAGAUGGAGAUGUCAAAGCUAGGAGAAGGAACCCAGUCACCAGAACUCAAAGUGCUCCACAUAGACGUCCUGAAAAAAGACUGAAGAGGCAAACAAGUUCUGAAGCUCUGCCUACAGCUAACCAUGAACAAGAUUUGGAAACAAACCAGCCCCUGAUCUCGUCACCAAAAACUAGUGAAGCAAUUAAACCAUGUGCACCAGUUCCCUGGAUUAAAGACACGCAAAGCAGAGAGCCCAGAGAGAUGACUUCUGAACAGGAGGAGCUCAGCUUACUCGAUAGGCAUGCCCAGGAACUGUCCGAGCUUCGCCUUGGACUAGACCAGGUGACUGAGCGUGAGCUGGAAAUGGCAAAGCGCCUGGAGGACUUCAUUAACCAAAGUCAGGACCAGAAUGCAAUACUGCAGGCUGAAAUGAAUGAGCUCCGGCAUCUGCUGGCUACAAGAGAGCAGCAGCUUGCUAGCGCCACCUUCAGGUUGGGUGUGAUUGAGGAGGAGAGGGAGGAUGAUGAGCGCAAGCUGAAUGUCGCAAUUGCAGCAGCUGAGCGGAUGAACAUACUGGAGGAGCAGUUUGCCAGUUUGAUGAAGGACAUUCAUCACCUCAAUGAGACAUGCAACAAUGAGCAAGCUGAUGAAAAGUAACAAAUUGUCAGUAGACGAUAAUUUAGUUCUGAGGCCUUGCCACAGUUUUGUAUAGUUACAAUGUUCAAUAUAUAGUAAAUGAGUAUACCCCCACCAAGUAAGCUUUUCAUCCAUUUCUCAGUAAACAAAACUAAUCUAAACUUAGCCUUGCUACACUUUUAUUGGUAUGGAACAUCAAAUUAUGUUUUACCUCAAAAAUAAAAUGUUUUGAGUUCACAUUGACAAAUGGCUUAACAAUAACAUUGAUCAUGGAGUAUAUUGUAGCAUUGUACCCCAUUAAAAUAAUUAUUCUCAAAGGAAACACAAUGUUUUCUCGCAAAUCUGUUGGGGUGUACUCAUUUAUAUUAAGCACUGUAUAGAAGAUAAAAAUUCCCACAAAAUAGCAGUAGACAUACACUCAUCGGUCACAUUUGGUUCACUAACACAGUCUAAUGAGAUCCAAAAUAAAACCUUUAAGAAUGAUGCCCUUGUGAAAACAAAAAUGGUCAGUAAGCUACAAGUUCUUGAGAGGAGUACAACAUAAGAUAAACCUCUCGGUAUAAAGACUUAUAUACUGUAUGCACCAGUCGCAUUAUGGGUACUCGCACAAUAAUAUCCAAUUUAGAGAUGUGUCAAAUAUUCUGCCUUUAUGAUGAUUGUGAUCUUCAGUUUAGAGUUUUGAUGUCCUGUUAAGUUUUAAUAUGACAAUAUGUUCAUGAUUGUCGUUGUGGCUUGCAAUGAGAGCUGUAUAUAAUCAUUUUGAGUGUCUCAUGUAACUAAUUCAGAUAACCAAAAUAUUCAACAUAGCUUUAAUUAUGAUGAAGCACAGUUUUACACCACUGCAAACUACAAGGACGAACAUUUUAUCAAUUAAUAACAUUGGUUCAAUUGUGAGCAUCAUCUUUGUAAUGGCAGAAUGUUUUGAGGUAUUGGCCUCUAUUUUCGUGACCCGCGUAUAUAUAGUGCUGCACCUGGCGUAACUCUGCUAGGAGGCGGGUAAGACCCAGUGUUGUACCCCGCCUCCUGCCCGAUGACAGCUGGGAUAGGCUCCAGCACGUCCGCGACCCUAGUGAGGAGAAGCGGCUCACAAAAUGGAUGGAUGGACAAUUGAACACAAGAUUGUUAAAUCAUUACUAAACGAACACAGCUUUUAUGUACAAAGUAUAACUACUUUUUUUUAUCAAUUUAUAAUACUAUAGUGCAUCUGAGCACAAUGUUUUACUCAGCAAACAAUUAUUAGAAGAAACUACACAAUAAGGACCGUUGCUCUUUUACUAUAAUUGGCUGAUCCAGUGUUCUCCUGAUAACUGUCAGUUACAACCCUACCCAAGACUCACUUCAGCAUUGACUUCUUUGUCAGAAUGAUUCCAGCCGCAAAGGUGACAACCAAGGCGAGUAACACCAAGCCAUGACGUAAAAGCAUCUCUUUUACUGUAGGAACAUCUUUGACCUUGUUGGUUGCAGUGUCCUGCUGCUCCGGAAUCUGUAGGAACCUGUGGUCCUCUGCAGUGCUCUCACGUCUUGGUGUAAGGGCAGGAAGCGGAGCCUGAUUAGUGUUUGGAGUCUAGAAUUGAAAUCAUAAAAACUUGAGGCAGAUUAGCACUUGACAUAUACUUUAAGAUAUCAGCAUCAGAUAUCAACUGUUGCUUCCCACUAUGCAAGUAUAUAUUGUUGUGCACUUGAUGGCAAAUUUUAACUUUUUAAUGGGAUCUCCAAAUCUCUGUAUUCACCUCCAUGUUCUGUAAGCAACCAAUUAAGACAAUUUUCUGCUCAGGUACUUGCUUGCUGCAUGUCACUUUACUGAUAUCUAUUGUUAAAAACGGUGAAAAUGAAGUAUAGCUUUACAGCUGACCUGGUUUAUUUGCCCAUGGUAAAAAUGAAUGAGAGGAACAGGGGUAUGUAAAGGUGCCAUAUUUUACCAAACCAUUUUUUUCGAGUGUUUUGAGAUGUAAUAUUGGCUCUAUGAUGCCUCAGUAAUCAUGUGAAAUAUGAAUUAAAAUCGCCCACACGUUCCUCAGUCACAGACGUUUUUCUGUUGAGAGGCCUGAAAGCAGGUCAUUCGAAUUUCUCCAUCUUAUCUACGUCACUAACGAAGGUCUCCGCCUUCCCUUUCCACUCCCAUGCCAACGCUGUCAACAUAACAAACACGUGUGCUCUAACAGGUAAGUCUUCUACACUGAGGCAAUCAAUCAGAGGAAAAGGUCUAGGCCAGAUAUGGACAAAGCAGACACAAAAGUGGGUCAAACAGAAGUAGCUGUCAGGGUGGCCUUUUCUGUACAGUCGUAUGAUGAAACCAAGGUGCUUUUUGAAAUUAAAUUCACACUUGUAUACUAAGUCCAUGUUAGAGAGUAACUCUGUGGAGGUCUAAAUAGCCAAAAUAUGAGACCUUUGAAAAGUAUAAGACAAGAACAAAUAUAAAACACAGAUGUGUCUCCGUUGGAUGAGUAAACCUUUGCAGCGAUUACGAUAGUGAACUGAAAACAUGUAGCUCUCUAACUUUGUUUAAAAAAAUGUUUAAAACAAAAGAGUGAUACUGUAAAGAAUCUGGUAUAAGGAGAAAAAAAAGUGUAUGUACAUGUAUAUUGUGUGUCUAUUAUAUGUAUAUACUGUAUGUGCAUAUAAUAAAUAAACACAAAUAGAAAAUAUGAAGAUGAUGAAGCAUUUAGAAAUGCUAGCUGGGCUAUGUAAUAUGAAGAUGAUGAAGCAUUUAGAAAUGCUAGCUGGGCUAUGUAUGUAUAUAUAUACUGUAUCAAUUGUUAAAAUUUCCGUUACACAUUGGAUGGACCUAUUAUUUUUUGGAUAAUUAGAAUAUACUGCAAAUGGAUAAUUGGAUAAUUAGAAUAUACUGCAAAUGAUUAGCUCCCUAAUUUAUUACGUCAUUAUUACUUUACAUGGACCCGUUAAUUUAGCAUACCUAGAUUAUUAGAAUACUAUAUACGAUUAGCUUCCUAUAACAAUAAUAUUGUACAAGUAAAAUCUAUACUUUUAAGUACUAUUACACAAAGUCAAAUCUAUACUCGGAAUUAGGAGUAGGACCCAGUGCUGGGCGAUAUGGAGAAAAUCUCUCACAAUAUGGGCCAUUCUAUAUCAUAAUAACGCUAGAAUAUAGUACAUUUUCAGCUAUUCUAUGAAAGACUAUACAAUGUAGUAUGACUGCUUACUUUUACUCACUUUAUUUCAGGUUUACAUUAAACAGACCAGUCAAAAAUGAGAAAUGUAUCCACCAUCCAGUAGUGCUGCAAUUAGGGCUGAAGCUAUAGAGUAUUUUAGUAACCGAGUAUCCGACUAAGAAUGCUAUUGAAUGAUCAAGAAUUUGGAUAAAGUAUAUAUUUUCGGUUGGCUAAAGAGCAAUUCUGAAUACACAAGACAAAAUAAGUUAUUUCUCUUAAUAAUGAAUUACCAAUUGGUUUCCUUUUUAACGUAAUCAACCUAUUUUCUUAAAUGAACAUUGUGCAUACGCAGCAAACUGCAUUUUCUUAGAUACAAUUGUCUUCAUCUACAU